Messenger RNA from Penicillium diatomitis, 768 nucleotides. Its product is annotated as iron-sulfur cluster assembly protein CIA2. The record is from RefSeq and is a predicted model, not a curated record. Gene Ontology annotation, biological process: iron-sulfur cluster assembly. The coding region runs from base 1 to 768 and encodes 255 amino acids. NCBI's taxonomy places the organism in Eukaryota, Fungi, Ascomycota, Eurotiomycetes, Eurotiales, Aspergillaceae. The transcript is spliced from 2 exons.
AUGGCCGAGGUUCAAAACUCCAACCCUACCAUCCUCAGCGCAGCAGACCUGCCCACACGGUCCAGAUCCACCGAGAAGAAGCAAGGCGAUCACAAGCUCGGCAUCUUCGCCGCAGUCCCCCAACCCGCCGAUUUCUUCUCGUCCGAUUCAGAAGGAGACGAGGACCUGCUAGAGGAACCAAUUGACGAACAAGAAAUCUUCGUGCCCCAUCCUCCAGCCUCCAUCCUCCCGUUCCCCGUCCCCGUCCCCGUCCCCGUCCCCGUCCCUGUCCCUGUCCCUGUCCCCACGGCCCCCAUCGCAGUGUCAAUCGAUCGAUCGAUUCAUAGCUCUCGACAAAGUACAGAGUACAGAUCACAGACUAACCCACAAUGGCCCCUGUCCACCAACUAUGCAGAUCUCAUCAAAAACAUCUCAGACCCCGAACAUCCCCUCUCCCUCGGCGAAUUAGCCGUUGUCUCACUACCAGACAUAUACAUCAAGCCAACGCUCCCUGCGGUCCCCAACUCGCCGCUGCAAACAGUCACUGUGCUCAUCACCCCCACUAUCACCCACUGCAGUCUAGCCACCGUCAUCGGCCUCGGAGUCCGAGUGCGCUUGGAACAAUCGCUCCCACCGCGGUUCCGAGUCGACGUACGGAUCAAAGAGGGUACGCACAGUACCGGCGAUGAAGUGAAUAAGCAAUUGGGAGAUAAGGAGCGGGUUGCGGCCGCGUUGGAGAAUGGUGCGUUGAUGCAGGUGAUUGCGAAAAUGAUGGAGACUUGUCAGUGA